Mesorhabditis belari is the source of this 654-nucleotide messenger RNA. Lineage: Eukaryota; Metazoa; Nematoda; Chromadorea; Rhabditida; Rhabditidae. The record is from the annotation of a GenBank genome assembly.
AUGUCCGUUCAAUUCCCUUCGGGAUAUGAACCAGACACGGAAGACGCUGUCUAUCGAGCAAAUGUGCCAAAAGAAAACUAUCACAUAAUUGGCGAGGGAAAGUAUUCGUAUGUGAUAGCCGCCAAACUCGAUUACAACCAUGUGGAGGGCAAGAACUCGGACACAAAUUCAAAGCCUAAGAUGAUGCAUGUCACGUGCAAACGCUAUGAUCUGGAGCAGCUGAAGAUGACGCGCGAUGGCUACACAAGAAUCAGACGGGAGCUGCAAAUCUUUCGCUUGCACCGUCACGAGAAUAUCGUCGACUUUUACGAGGUGUUCACCGAGCUAGCUGCUGGUCUACCGGCGUUUAUAUACGUUGUCUCCGAGAGGAUGAACCAUAGUCUAGCCGAGUAUUACGAGAUUUUGACAACCAAGAAGAUAGAAGAGGUCGACGUUCUUCACUUGGGCGCCCUUCUGACGCAAAUACUUCGAGCGCUCAGCUACCUCCAUCAGCGGGGAAUCAUGCAUCGGAAUAUCUCACCAACGAACAUCGGCAUUAACACGGGAACUUUCACGGUGAAGCUCUUCGAUUUCGGAUUGGCCAGAGAAAUAAACGUGAAUCUCGAUCAUUCGACAAACGUCGAGACCUUGCACGACUUUGCACUACAAAGCUAU